Messenger RNA from Loa loa (African eye worm), 2691 nucleotides. RefSeq lists its product as hypothetical. Gene Ontology annotation, cellular component: membrane; early endosome. The transcript is spliced from 18 exons. Bases 355 to 2409 code for a protein of 684 amino acids. Lineage: Eukaryota; Metazoa; Nematoda; Chromadorea; Rhabditida; Onchocercidae. The record is from RefSeq and is a predicted model, not a curated record.
GACGUCCAGAGUCGUUCGUUCUACAGUAACAGAAAAUUCUUGAUGAUUGACAUUUUAAGGGGAUUAAUUAGUGCACGAGUGUUUUCGGGAUGGCAUAUUAUGUAAUAUUGAAGGCGAUAGUGGUAUUUUAUCAAUAUACUGUUAUAGCUACCACUUGUGAAAUAAAUUUUUUUUGCAAUAACGGAUACUUAAAUUGGUGGAAGAUAGGGAAGAGUGUUGUUUGAAAUUAUGGUAAGAAUUUCAACUUUUAUUUAAAUAAUGUUAUGAAAUGCUUUCUACGUAUCCGUUAGAUUCGAAUUUUCGGAUAGCUGGUUGAAAAUAAAUUGUGGUGAGAAGAGUUGAUGUGGGGUGUAGAUGUCAACAAUCUCUUCGAAUGCUGAUAUCAAUACCAAAUAUCAACGGGUCGCUGCUGAAUAUGCCAAGUUGAAAGCUCAGAUACCUACGUUGAAGAAUGCGGUUAUUGCGGAACAAGCAAAAAAUGAAAAAUUAUCGAUUGAUUUGCACAAUAGCAAAUUGGCAUUGCGGAAACUCGAAAAUGAAAAGGAAGGAUUUGAAUUUCGGAAUAGCCAGCUGGUGAAGCGGGUCGAAUCAUUGCAAAAUGAAAUCGACAAUGUUAAACAAACAUCUGUUAAGAAACGAGGACUGUUGUUUCAAAAGAAUACGCGUGUAGAACGUUCACUUGAAUUAGAUAAUGGAAUUCUACAAAUGGAAUUGCAGAAGAAAGUGGCAGAAAAUGAAACACUGCAUAAGAAGAUUUCCGAACUGGAAAACGAGUAUAUGGAAACAACGGCAGCUCUUAAUGAACAGUAUAGGACUCUGGAAAUUGAAAAUGGAAAGCUGAAAGAAGAACUUAAAGGGAUAAGGAUGAAUGUAACAACUAAUCAAACGUUAUCCAUGAAUUGUGGUAUGGAAAAACAGUCUGAAAUCCAGUUAGUUCCUGCAAAUAUAUCAGUGUUGGAAGCUGACGCUGCAAUAAGUCAAAAUAUGAUGUUGCAUUCUGAAGGAUCUGUCACUAUGAAGGAGACAUUGCAAGUUUUAUGGCUUGAUGCGUUACGUAUGGCAAAAAUGCUAGCAGCUGGAUUUGCGAAUUUAUUGCAGUUGUUUGAGCAACGCUCCACAAUCUAUCCAAAUGAUAGUAACAUGGAAAAAUUACCAGAGAGGACACUUUUGUAUGGACGCCGGCUGUUAUCAAGUUGUGAUAUGUUUGGAGCUUGUUCAAGUAGUAUUGAAAAUAUUCUGGUGAAGAACGCUAAGGAUGACUGCUGUGACUUGCCUUCUCAAUGCUCGGAAAUUAUUUCAGUUAUCACUGGCGCACUGAUUUCUUGUCGGGAAUGGCAAGAAUUGUUCUGUGAAAAUAAUAUUGAUGAAAAUCGGGUGUCGUGGUGUGGGACAAAUCUGAACAAAUGUAAUGAAGAUUGGACUACUUCAUUUCUUACAGUCAUUCGAUUUCUCAUUGCUCUUUCUCGACAAAUUGAGUGCAGCGAUGAUCAGUCUACAACGGAAUUAUUUGCACUGAUCGAAAAAUUGAAAACGUCGUUAGCAGAUUGCAGUCGUGCUUAUACAGCAAAAAUUUUCAACGAAAAUCGUAUCCCAACAGCUACGAAACGGUUACGCUGUGUCAAUGAAUGUAUAAACAAUUGUUUGAUAUCGUUGCAUCGCAAUUUGAAUAGCUUUGCUGCAUUUGUACAGCUGAUAAUGAGCUCUAGUCAACUAAAAGAGGAAAACGUUGUUCCCGAGAGUACAGAAGUUGCGUGCCCUCCGUUGGAUUCUGUAUUGUCAAAUAAUGGUAUGAAGGUGAUAGCUAACAAAAACGGUGGCGAAAUUGAGCAUGAGGAGGAACAGAUGUCAGAAAGCAAAUGUCAACGAUCAGCUGCUGAUUUUUGGAAAUCCGAAAUGGAAUUAGCAACGAAAAGGAUUGUUGAACUAGAAAAAGAAAAAGAGCGGAUCGCUUUGAAUUAUGAACUUCUUAAAAUGAAAUUGGAGUCAGUGAAGUCUUUGGAAUCUGGAAAUGCAGUGUCGGAAUUUCCUUGUAAGGAUGCAGAUGUGAUUUGUUCAUAUUUCGAAGAACGAAUUGGUGAAUUACAUGCUGAUAUCGAGCAUGUUCGUAGUCGAGCUUUCUAUUAUAAAUAUGAGUGUAAAGAUCUGCUCAAAUUAGCCAAGCUGUCAAAGCAAGAAAAUAAAGCGCUACGCGAAGAACUAGGCCUUGUAACUGCCAGGGAAUCAGCAUUGAAGGAGGAGCUAGAAGUGACACGGAAAAGCUAUGAAGUGCAGUUACAAAACUUGCAUGAACAUAUUGCCAAUUUGAAUAUUCAGUUAGACGAGCAAUCGAAAGCAAUGAAUUCUUUCAAAGAUGUGUUGAAUGGAGUAACUUCAACUAAACAGAAUUCUGGAAAACCGCUCCUCAAAUGAAGAAUAAUAUCUGAAGGAGAUUGAUAAUUAGUGCCUGCAUAUGUGUACAUUUAGAAGAAAUUUUAUUCGGGAACCUUGUCUGACAUUGAGUCUGAUAUGUACUAUGAGAGCAGAAAUGAGAGAGCGUUUGGAUAUUGGUACUGAAGGGAAGACAGUAAUCAUUUCAAGUUCAGCGCAAUCUCAUCCAAUUAGUUUCAUCUCUGAAUACAGAAGGAUAAUGAUAGUAAAAGGAGGACAAGUGAGGCAAAGAUACAGAAAUAAAUUGUCGGGUUCUUAACCGGG